Molecule: messenger RNA, 1744 nt
Organism: Etheostoma spectabile (orangethroat darter)
Lineage: Eukaryota; Metazoa; Chordata; Actinopteri; Perciformes; Percidae
Product: protocadherin beta-16
Exons: 1
Coding region: 315-1724 (469 amino acids)
Biological process (GO): homophilic cell-cell adhesion
Cellular component (GO): plasma membrane
Molecular function (GO): calcium ion binding
Source: RefSeq, a predicted model, not a curated record
CAUUUUAAAACGCAUCUCUCAUCAUCCUUACCAAGUCUUGCUGUUUGGUAUAUUGAACAGAAAGGGCCGCUAUUGGCCAGAGUGUGGCAGUCGUCGAUAGGUCUGCAAGUGAAACCUCCCCCUUAGACUGUGACAUGGUAGACCAUAAAGCAUGCACUAACCGCUUGUCCUCGUUUAAAUGGAAAUUUGUUCACGGACACGGAAAGCUCUUAGUUUUAGUAGAUCAUUUCCUUGAGACACGGUCGGAAAUCCAAACAGUAAUUAUAUGGAUUACAGUUAUUUUUUAAUCGACACUGGAACACAUCGACCAAACAAUGAGACGGCAAGUACUGUUGUUCAUAUGGGCUCUCUCUCUUACCUCGGUGUUCGGGCAAGUCAGCUACUCCAUUCCCGAGGAAAUGGAGAAAGGGUCAUUAGUCUGUAAUAUAGCUCAGGAUUUAGGUUUAGAUUUCAAUAGGCUGAAAUCGGGUAGAGCUCGUAUUCAUUCGGGAGACAGUGCGGAGUACAUCGAGCUGAACAGAGACAAGGGUGUCCUCCUUAUCAAAGAGAGAAUAGACAGAGAAACGCUGUGUGGAGAAACGACGCCCUGUGCUUUACAUGUACAGAUGAUUUUAGAAAAUCCGAUGGAAUUGUUUCGCAUAACAAUAGAAAUCACAGACCUAAACGAUAAUCCUCCUAGUUUUGCAUCGAGCGAAAAACGUUUUGAAAUCAGCGAGUCUGCAGUUAUUGGGUCUAAAUUUGUACUGGAGAGAGCCAUCGAUGCUGACAUUGGUGUAAAUGAUCUCCAAGGCUAUUCGCUUAAUCCAACAAACAACUUUGAAUUAAAAUUAGAAAAUCAAGCGGACGGAAGCAAAAAGGUAGAGAUGGUUCUACAGAAACCUCUAGAUCGAGAAUACCAGGAUCAGAUAUCAUUAUUAUUAACUGCUUUAGAUGGUGGACAGCCGCGUAUGUCAGGUACAAUGCAGAUAACUGUGAACGUGUUGGAUGCAAAUGACAAUGCACCUGUUUUCACAAAAUCCGUAUACAAGUCAACAUUAACCGAGAAUUCCCCAAGGGGAACCAAUAUUAUAACAGUCAGUGCAUCUGACAAAGAUGGAGGCUCAAAUGGAGAAAUAACAUACGCUAUUUCUAAUAGUAAGCGACGAUUAUCCGAGCAAUUUCAGAUCGAUAGAAAAACAGGAGAGGUUAUCUUGAUUGGUGAAAUAGAUUAUGAAAAAGCGAAAGUUUUCCAAAUUGAUAUCGAGGCUAUAGAUAACGGAGGACUCUCUGAUUCCAGUAAGAUACUAAUUGAUAUCACUGAUGUCAAUGACAACUGUCCGCAGUUGAAAGUACUCUCCAAAUCAGACACAAUUUUAGAAGACUCACCUGAGAAUACUGUAAUUGCUAUGCUAAGAGUAAAUGACCCUGACUUUGAGAGGAAUGGAGACGUGAAGUGUUCUAUUAAUGAUGACAUUCCAUUUAAAAUACUAAAAACAAUGAAUGAAUUUUAUAGUUUACUUACGGAGGUAGCUUUGGAUAGAGAGGUCGCCUCCCAAUAUAACAUAACUGUGACCUGUUCUGAUGAGGGAGUGCCCUCCCUCUCCAGCAGCGUCACUCUCACCUUACAGAUCUCUGAUGUGAAUGAUAACGCGCCUGUCUUUGAGAGGAGCUCAUAUGAGGCCUACAUUGUAGAAAACAACACACCAGGCCUCUCUAUAUUCACAGUGAAAGCACGAGAACGCUGACUGGAACCAGAAUGCCCGUG